Spodoptera frugiperda (fall armyworm) is the source of this 1816-nucleotide messenger RNA. RefSeq names its product WD repeat-containing protein 46. Gene Ontology annotation, molecular function: protein binding. Gene Ontology annotation, biological process: maturation of SSU-rRNA from tricistronic rRNA transcript (SSU-rRNA, 5.8S rRNA, LSU-rRNA). The coding region runs from base 96 to 1784 and encodes 562 amino acids. The transcript is spliced from 11 exons. Gene Ontology annotation, cellular component: small-subunit processome; nucleolus; 90S preribosome. The record is from RefSeq and is a predicted model, not a curated record. Lineage: Eukaryota; Metazoa; Arthropoda; Insecta; Lepidoptera; Noctuidae.
UUGCUGUCAAAACCACGUCAAAACAGUGUACAAUGCGCACGUGAAGUGUGGUGGAAAACAUUUUAAAAUAAAGACCACGAGUUGUAUUUAUAACGAUGAAGAAUCCAAAAAAGAACGCUCCAAAACGUUAUUUUGAUGUCGAAGAAAAGAGUUCUGAGCAGAAGGAACAAGAUGUAGAAGUAUACAACAUAAAGAAUAAUAAAAGAACAGAUAAUAAGCGUAUACAGAAGAGGAAACCACAUAAAAACUUUAAGGGGAAAGCUCCUAUAGACCCGGAGAAAUUGGAAGCACAUUCGCGAGGCGAAGGUGUAGGUAAGGGUGUAAAACAUCCAUUACAUGCUGCAAAAUUAAGGAAAAAGGAGAGGAAGUACACUUAUGCUCAGGAACAAGCUGCCAGAGCUGAGAUAUUGUUGACUGAAGACCAUGGUGGUUUAGAAGUAGAUGAAGAUGUAAAAACAACAGCAAUAUCACAGAAGAUUAUAGCCGAGAAUGUAGACAUCUCUGCUGCUACAAAAAUAUUUGAAUUGAACCUAGACUUUGGACCAUACAGAGCAAAGUAUUCUAGAAAUGGACGGCAUCUACUACUCGGCAGUAAAAAAGGACAUUUGGCUGCUUUCGAUUGGGUCACAAAGAAACUGCAUUUUGAAAUUAAUGUUAUGGAAUCUAUUCAUGAUAUCAGUUGGAUGCACACCGAAACAAUGGUGGCUGCGGCUCAGAAAGAGUGGCUGUACAUGUAUGAUAACACGGGAACAGAGUUACAUUGCGUCAAGAAGAUGGAUAAGAUAUUGCGCAUGGAGUUUCUUCCCUAUCAUUUCUUACUGGCUGCUGUUAAUGAAUUUGGCUUCAUGACAUGGCUGGACAUUUCCAUUGGUGAAGUAGUAGGACACUACAACAAUCAUCUGGGAAGGACAUCAGUAAUUGCACAGAACCCGUACAAUGCUACAAUAUGUUUAGGAAACUCCAAAGGAGUUGUGUCACUCUGGUCUCCGACUAUUAAGGAACCACUGGCGAAGAUAUUGUGUCAUAAAACACCACUCACUGCUAUCGCUGUAGAUAAUAGAGGAAUGUACAUGGCAACCUCAGGAGUAGACAGAAGUAUGAAAAUCUGGGACAUAAGGAACUUGGAUGGGCCUGUGCAACACUACAGACUGAGAAGUGCUCCCGUAGACUUAGAAUUCUCGCAGAAGGAUAUGCUCGCUGUUGGAUUGGAUGAAGUCGUAGAAAUAUACAACAAUUGCUGCUCACAAACAACAGAUCGGCCAUACUUGAGACAUAGGAUGGCGAAGACGAUAACUAAUUUCAAAUACUGUCCAUAUGAAGAUGUGUUAGGAAUUGGAACUAGGAGUGGAUUCACAAGCAUUAUUGUACCAGGCAGUGGAGAGCCCAACUUCGACGCGUUGGAGAGCAAUCCCUUCCAGAAUAAGAAACAGAGGAAGGAGGCUGAAGUUAAAGCCUUGCUGGACAAGAUACCUGCAGAGCUUAUCACACUCAAUCCAUUUGAUAUUACUGAAGUGGAUGUGCCUUCUCUGCAGGAACAAAUGGAAGCUAAGAAAAAGCUUUUGUACCUCAAACCCAAGAAAAUGGACUUUACUCCUAGGCACAAGAAGAAGGGCAAGACUCAAAUAGCGAGAAAGAAGAUUAUAAAACAAGUAGCGAGAAAGGAGUUCAUAGAACAAGCAAAGGAAGCGCAGAAAGCACUCGACCUGCCACAGCCAGAAAGCGCGAAGAAACCUUCAUUCGGUGUCCUCGACAGAUUUGUGCCAACAGUUAAAACUAAGAAAUAAAACCAAUACUUUGUAUACAUAUAAUCUAACAA